This is a messenger RNA of Polistes dominula (European paper wasp), 1107 nucleotides long. RefSeq lists its product as uncharacterized. The record is from RefSeq and is a predicted model, not a curated record. Lineage: Eukaryota; Metazoa; Arthropoda; Insecta; Hymenoptera; Vespidae.
UUCAUUUUAUUUCAGAAGGCAUCAAUACUGUGUUUAUAUUUCUAAUACAUUUUUCACUUUUAAUUCAUUUUCUACUUCAUUUUAAUUAUUCUAUUUCAGAUGAACUACAACAUUCAGAUUUUGUACCAAAAAAUAAUUUUGGAAAAACACCUAUCAAUGGAAAAAUAUGUUUUUUAAUAUUUUUAUGGUUUUUGUCAAAUACAGAACCAUUAAGAACAAUUGCAGAUCGUUUUGAUAUUUCCAUGUCAUCAGUUCAUCGAGUUUUACGCCGUGUACUAGCAUGGAUGUUAACUAAAUUAGAUGAUGUUGUAAAAUGGUCUGAAAACAAUGAUGGAGUUUUAACAAUAUGUAAUGGAUUUUAUUCUAAAAAGCAAAUUCCAAAUAUCUUAGGCGCAAUCGAUUCAACUCAUAUUCGUAUAGAAAAACCUGCAGAAAACGGAAAUGACUUUUUUAAUCGUAAAAAAUAUUGUUCUAUGAAUUUACAAGCUGUUGUGGACUCUCACACACGAUUCACAAACGUAUACUGCGGUGAACCAGGUUCCUUAGAUGAUGCUCGUGUAUUUAGAAGAUCAUCUUUAUACCAUUUAACAAUUGAAAAUGAAGAAAUGUUAUUUCCAAAUAAUACAUUUCUAAUUGGUGAUUCAGCGUAUCCAUCUUUACGAUGGCUUGUGCCACCAUUUCGAAUGGCUGUUGAAAAAUCAUUCGGAUUGUUAAAAGAUCGAUUUCGUAGAAUAAAAUUGUUCUCUGAAUAUAGAGAUUUAAGUUUCGUUACAGAUACAGUACUCGCAGCUUGUAUUUUACAUAAUUAUUGCGUCGAUGAAAAUGAUGAUAUUGAUGAUAAAGAUAUUGAAGACGGUUGGGCAGAUAAUAGUGAAUCUAAUAUUGAAGAAAACCCUUCUGGAAAUAUUGACAACCAGAACAAUCAAGGCCGUAGAGAAUCAUUAUUCAAAGAAUUGUAUUUGUAAACGUGAAUUAUCUUGGUGGAAUUGUAAAAAAUAUUUUAUAAUUUGUACAACAAACCGACCAAUAUUGGAGAUAGAAGAGAUCUGAAAGAAAUAGGAUACGAAGACCGCGAAUGUGGAAGGAUCGCGUUCAGGGACGGGAACA